Messenger RNA from Oncorhynchus gorbuscha (pink salmon), 4565 nucleotides. It is a transcript of the gene tfeb, whose product is annotated as transcription factor EB. Gene Ontology annotation, cellular component: nucleus. Lineage: Eukaryota; Metazoa; Chordata; Actinopteri; Salmoniformes; Salmonidae. Bases 508 to 2001 code for a protein of 497 amino acids. Gene Ontology annotation, biological process: humoral immune response; regulation of transcription by RNA polymerase II; positive regulation of DNA-templated transcription. Gene Ontology annotation, molecular function: DNA-binding transcription factor activity, RNA polymerase II-specific; RNA polymerase II cis-regulatory region sequence-specific DNA binding; protein dimerization activity. The record is from RefSeq and is a predicted model, not a curated record. The transcript is spliced from 13 exons.
GAACACAGGUGACCUGGGACGCGCCAAGCUCCGCUGACAACAUCACAACCAGCGGAAAUAAAAACAAUUAGCAGCUGGAGUGCAAGUGGAGUGUAUAAUCCAUUUUUCUGAAAUUAUUAAUGACACAUAAUGCCUUUUUAUUUUAUUUUUUGCGUAGUUUGUGUUUGAGGAUACGAGCGAUUCCACUGACCGCAUUGGAGCGCACUGGUGGAAGACCCACGUAGUUUCCAGAACCUGCACUCCCAACUUCGUAUCAUCUGACCUUCAGAGCGUUUUCCAGUCCUCUCCAGGGUGUCCAGAGAUGUAGGGAGCAGUGGGAGGAGCACCCCCCCCCUUCUCACUCUCUCAGCACCACUUUACUUACAAAGAGGUCCCACAUCUAGCCAGACACUCUGCCAGUGUAUGUGCAAAGUUUCAGACGGAUAACUUGAGCUUCCUCUCUCUCUCGGGCUGGACUGUGGUGCAUCUGCGUCUGCACGCCCCCCCCUUCCCCCUCGCCCUCCAGCCAUGGCCUCGCGAGUAGGGCUGCGUCUGCAGCUAAUGCGAGACCAGCUGCAGCAGGAGGAGCAGCGGGAGCGGCAACAGCAGCAGAAUGCGGCGCUGCAGUACAUUCAACAGCAGAGUAUGUCUGUCCCUGCUCCCAGCCCUGCCAUCAACGCUCCACAACACUACCAGAGCAUGCAGGUUCCUGUUGAGGUGCUCAAGGUCCAGACUCACUUGGAGAACCCAACAGACUACCACAUCCGCCAGUCCCAGAGACAACAGGUGAAGGAGUACCUCUCCACCACCUACGCCACCAAGCAGACGGUGCAUGCAGUAACAGGUGUGGUGCAGCCCUCCCCUCCCCCUCCCCACCACUCCCCCCGGCUCCGUACGGAGCAGCUCAUCACAGGAAACAGCGCCCCCAAUAGCCCCAUGGCCAUGCUCAACAUCGGCUCCAGCCACGAGAACGAGGUACACGAGAUGGAUGAGGUCAUCGAUGACAUCAUCAGCAUGCAGUCGAGCUAUGAUGACAUCCAGCAGUAUAUUGACCCUCUUCAGACGUCCAAUACUCUCCCUCUGUCCAGCAGUCACCUGGACGUGUACACGGGACCUGGGAUGACCGGUCAAUCUAUCGCCAUGACAAGCAAUUCCUGCCCUGCCAACCUGGCCAUCAAACGAGAGCUGACGGAAACCCGUGCAAUGGCCAAAGAGAGACAGAAGAAAGACAACCACAACCUGAUUGAGAGGAGGAGGAGGUUCAACAUCAACGACCGCAUUAAAGAGCUGGGCGGCAUGAUCCCCAAAACCAACGACCUGGACGUGCGCUGGAAUAAGGGCACUAUUCUGAGGGCAUCCGUAGAGUACAUCAAGCGUAUGCAGAAGGACAUGCAGAGGACCAGAGAGGUGGAGAACAACUUCAAGAGGAUGGAGAUGGCCAACAAACAGCUGUGGCUGCGCAUCGAGGAGUUGGAGAUGCAGGCUCGUCUGCACGGCCUCCCCAGCUCCUCUCCCUCUGGGAUGGGUUCUGGGGACCUGAUGGGAUCUGGGGACCUGAUGGGUUCCUACAUUAAACAGGAGACCAGCCCUGAGGAGAAGCUCCAGCAGCAGCAGGCUCAGCACCAAGCUCUUUCCCAGGGCCAACAACACCUCCACCACCCCCAGUCCCACCACAUUCAGCCCCAGCAGGGCCAGCCCAGACAGCUGCCUCCUCUCCCCCCUCACCUCCAGCCCCAACUUCCCCUCCAGUACCCAGCUGUGGGCAGCUCUCAGCCCUUUGACUUUACCCAGUCGCUGGACUUGUGUGACGGGGUUCCUGGCUACCCGGAGGGCUUGUCAGGGCUAGGGGAGCUUGGCCUCCUGGGUACCCAGGGAAGGAGAGGCGACCUGGGCUUCCUGAUGAUGGACGAGCCCCUGUCUCCUCUGGGUGGAGACCCUCUGCUCUCUGCCAUGUCCCCUGAGGCCUCGGUUGACUCCAGCCGCAGAUCCAGCUUCAGCAUAGAGGACACAGAUAUACUGUAGAGGGAGUGUACACACAUACACACACAGACACACACACACACACAGGCACAUAUGGUACGUACAGAACACCCAAUGGACAUACACCCCGAGAGCACUGAUAUACUGUGAUAUAUGCUUUUGCUCUGUUCCUCAACCCUGCUACAUAUGCACUCCAGACGCCCUCACAUACACUGUAAGCACUCGCCUAGACACUGUACACACACUGAGACAUACUUAAACACACACACUCAAAAUUCUCAUGGAUGCACACCCUUAACACUCACAUUCAACAGCAAUAUGAGAAAUCAAACCCAUGUUUCGGAUUGCAAUAGUUGUUCCCUACCACUGUAAAUAUCAGAGCACCUCUAAAUGAUACACAAUCUAGUACACACACAAAUACACAAUGAGCACAGACAGCUUCUUGUUCACUCUAACACAGAAGGGCCCCUGUUAUUUGAAGGGAAAUAUGUGAGGGACUGCCAACGGUUUAACACACACACACACACACACACACACACACACACACACACACACACACACACACACACACACACACACACACACACACACACACACACACACACACACACACACACACACACACACACACACACACACACACACCCUUCUUCUGUAAAACACACUGCCAUGACCUCUAUGGUACUGCCAUCUCCUGUGUGAUCUAUGACCUUUAGCCUUUAGGGUACUGCCAAGUCUACUCCAUGACCUCUGACCCCUGUGUGAAUGUUGAGGAGAGAUGGAUUGGCCCUGCAUUGUGAGAUAGUGUAGCGAUUGAAGAGGUUAUGUCACUCCACAGUGUAAGUAAUUCCACGUAGCGACUCAGGAUCUUCUGUAGCCCAGUCCUUAACCUGCCAACGUGCCUUGUGUUAGCCACCUGAAGCCUCACUCUAUCUGGGUGGAGAGUGAAGGAGUGGGUUGUGUUUUAGUAUGUUGUAGUGCAGGGUUCCCCAACUGGCAGCCUGCGCUACACAUUUUCCCCACGGGAGAUUUAUUUGGCCCCGCAAGUUUUCCCGAGACACUUUUUAAAAAAAUGAUUGUUUACAUAAAAGACUGUUAAAUGCCAGAAAAUCAGCUCCAAGUGAUUUUAGGGGUAGUAAAAUAAAUGUAUUCCCACGCAUAAAAGUAUUCCCAAGCGUAAUAGAUGUGAUCGUAUACAAAUGUAAGAAAGGUUUGAAAUUAUGUUUUGAUAUCUGUUUGGGCAUCUUGCAGUCUACAAAUGAUUUGUAAUUAUGUUCUGGCCCCCUGACCAUCCGCUCAAGAACAAAUUGGCCCGCAGCUGAAUCUAGUUGAUGAUCCCUGUUGUAGUUAGGAGAUAGAGGAGCAGUCAAAUAGAUUGGUCUGUAGUGUCGUAUUCCGCACUGUAAAAACACAGCACCAGCCUAACACACACACACGCACACAAAGCAGUGUGCCAUUAGGCUGUGUUCAAAUCAACACUUUGAGCGAGACUUUAGUACCUCACCCGGUUUGUGCUUGUAGAACUGCCAGCUUUGGGUCAGCCAGAUAAAACUACACACACUCACCAGGUACAAACCAAACCAACCAUGUAGAAACCAAACUACGGCGGUACAAUACAUGAAUAAACUAACAGGUAACAAAUGAGUUUGGAUGAGGGACUGGGGGUAACACUUUGAUUUGAUAUGGCUUAUGAUCAGUAAAGAGAAAAAAAAGGAAGAAACAUGAUGAUUUAAAAGGUAUUUGUUUUUUAUUCUUGUUUAUAGUUGGUUUUAUUUUAUCUCCCAAAGCACUGGAACCUAUAUUUCUAUUGACUUUGUACAUAAAAUAAUUUAUGAAAUUAGUGUUAUUUCAUAUGUUUUAUGCCACUAAGCCACUUAAAUGUAUUUGUCCUUUUUUAUUUGAUUUUAUUCCAAAAGUACCUUUUUCCUCUAACAGCCAUUUAAAUAUGAAAGUAUUUAAGCAACUAGUGUGAAAGUGUACGACCAGUGGGGAGACAUAUUCUAUACUUUUCUUUGUGUGAAGAACUGUUCAAAAGUCACCUGAGAACAUGUACAAUUAUAUUAUGCCAUUUUUAUAUUGAUUGGGAUUGGUUUCUCUUUUUUAACCUCUAGAAAUUGGAACCAGAGACUGUUGAGAGGUGAUUUAUUUGAUUUUAUUCUGUUUUAAUUGUGCUUUUUGUGAAUGUGAAGAUGGCCUGUAGUACUGGUCCCCAGCCAAACCCAAAUACCACAAGAGAAGGGUAUUUUCCUUCAUGGUCUUUGAUUUCCGUGGAGAUAACUACCUUCUAAUGGUACUCAGAAAUACCUUUGAGGAGAUCCGUUGGCAUAACCUUGAACAGACCUGACUUUCUCUCUCUCUCUCUGUCUGCCAGAGUUUGCCUUUAUCCUAAUCAAUUGUUUUAUUUGAGUUUUUAUUGUCCAGCCGACACGCCAAAGAGCUUGUCUGCAGAUAAUGUGGCGUGUUGUCCCCUCUUUGACUGUCCCCCUCCCCCAUGUCACUGUAUGGGACUGAAACUGGCUGACCGGGCAAGGGAAACUGGCUGACUGGGCAAGGGAAACUGGCAUUCUGGUUUUGCUUUGGAUAUAAAAUGUUUUACCAAAAUCUGA